AUGAGAAAGAAAAGGGGGAGAAGAGAAAAUCCGAAAACCCUAGAUCCCGUCGCUGAUGAUGUCGACGUCACCGGCAAAGAUGGGAAAGGAUUCUUCGCCUGCUACAUCUUGACCUCCCUUAGCCCUCGCCACAAGAAUCACACCUAUAUCGGGUUCACCGUUAACCCGAGACGCCGAAUAAGGCAACACAAUGGAGAGAUCACAAGUGGAGCAUAUAGAACAAAGAAGAAACGGCCAUGGGAAAUGGUCCUCUGUAUCUAUGGUUUCCCCACCAACGUCUCUGCUCUUCAGUUUGAGUGGGCUUGGCAACAUCCAAGAGAGUCACUUGCAGUGAGAGAAGCUGCUGCUGCUUUCAAAUCAUUCACUGGAUUCGCAAGCAAGAUCAAGCUUGCUUACACAAUGCUUAAUCUUCCAGCUUGGAAUAGUUUAAACCUUACGGUCAAUUAUUUCUCAACAAAGUAUGCACACCACGGUGGUCUUUCUCCAAGUUUGCCUCAACACAUGAAAGUCCAAGUUUGUGCUAUGGAUGAACUUCCGUGUUUCACACAUGUAGACUGCAGUUCUCAACCCGAAGAUGAAGAGAGUCCUGAUGAUAGUAAUGAAGAAGAUGAUGAGGAUGAUGGUAGUAGCAAUCAAAGCCAGCCAAAGAAUCCAACUACAUGCUCAUCGAAUGACUUGUAUCCCGCUGAAAAAGAACUUCGUGACGGACGUUUUGAGAAAGCGAAAGUACACGAAACUGUUCUUGAUGACAGAUUAGCAAACUUCACUGGUUUUGGCUUAUUGGAUGAUGAGAGUGUUGAAGAUGAAGUUUCAGAUAGCACUGUAGGACCCAUUGAAGAAGCAAUGGAGAAAGAAGCUGAGGUUGUAGUAUUGCAUGACAGAUUAGCAAAUUUCAGUGGUUUUGGCUUAUUAGAUGAGAGUGUUGAAGAUGAAGUAUCACAUGGCACUUUAGGAUCCAUUCACGCCAUGGUGAGAGAUUGUUGGAGAAGAAGCAACGCUGUUACAUCAACCACUAAUGAGGUUGAGGUAAUUGAUCUGAUGACUCCAUCACCGAGUUGCAGAGUUGGAUCGUCUAUGAAGAGAAGACAAGUUUCUGAGUUUAUUGAUUUGACAAGGUCUCCUAAUUUCAUAGAGUUGUAG
Microthlaspi erraticum is the source of this 1140-nucleotide messenger RNA. NCBI's taxonomy places the organism in Eukaryota, Viridiplantae, Streptophyta, Magnoliopsida, Brassicales, Brassicaceae. The record is from the annotation of a GenBank genome assembly.